ACCUCUAGGGCGUUCCUUGCAGCACGUGGAUCCGGGUCCUCCUGCUCUCCCGUCCUUUGCAAAGCCUAAAGGAGCUGCCAUGGUCUUCUUAACCUCCGCUCUUUGGAUCCGGUCCCGUUUGACGGAUCGCUUCUGGCGCAAGCAAGAGAUCCUCCGGUAUGCACGGCAUUUUCGAGGACGGAAAAACCGCUGCUAUAGCUUGGCCGUCCGAGCGGUCCACAGAGCUUUUGUGUACGCCACGAGGGCCAGAAAACUGAAGAAGAAGGACAUGAAAAUGCUCUGGAGAACCAGGAUUGAAGCGGCCGCCCUUGAGCAUGGGGUGAAAUAUCACGUCUUCAUGGGCAAUCUUGCUAAGUGUCAGGUGGAAUUGAACCGCAAAGUCCUGGCCGACAUGGCGAUCUACGAGCCAAAGACGUUCAAAUCCUUAGCCGCUUUGGCCAAGAGGCGAGGCGAAGAAGGCCUGCUGGCGGCCCAGGAAGACGGAAGGGAACCCGAAGGGAUAUUCUCACGCCUGGUGAAACUUUACUGAAGUUGUGCGAUGUCGCUCGCUCACGACCCCGUGCUAAAAUUAAAAAGAGACGUUUCUUUUUC
Messenger RNA from Hemicordylus capensis (graceful crag lizard), 591 nucleotides. RefSeq names its product mitochondrial ribosomal protein L20 (gene MRPL20). The record is from RefSeq and is a predicted model, not a curated record. NCBI's taxonomy places the organism in Eukaryota, Metazoa, Chordata, Lepidosauria, Squamata, Cordylidae. Gene Ontology annotation, molecular function: structural constituent of ribosome; rRNA binding. Gene Ontology annotation, biological process: ribosomal large subunit assembly; translation. Gene Ontology annotation, cellular component: ribosome. The coding region runs from base 80 to 529 and encodes 149 amino acids. The transcript is spliced from 4 exons.